AUGGGUGAGAUGGAGAAAAUGAAAAAGGAGGCUGAGACCCUGAAGACACAGAUUGAGGCAGCCCGCAAGGCAGCCCAUGACACAGACUUGGCCGGUGCUGCCUCUGGAGUGGCCCCUGCACCCACUAUACAGCUGAAGACCAGGAGGACACUGAAGGGUCACCUGGCCAAAAUCUAUGCCUUGCACUGGGCCACAGAUAGCAAGCUAAUGGUCAGUGCCUCACAGGAUGGUAAACUCCUUAUAUGGGAUACCCACUCUGGAAACAAGAUUAAUGCAGUUCCCCUCAAGUCCUCAUGGGUGAUGACCUGUGGAUAUGCUCCCUCUGGAAACCUUGUGGCCAGUGGUGGUCUUGACAACAUUUGCACUGUCUACAACUUGAAGACACCCAUCGUCAAGAUUGUGAAAGAACUGGAUGCACACACAGGUUACCUGUCCUGCGCUCGCUUCCUUAGUGACAAUGAAAUUCUCACUUCAUCUGGUGAUACCACCUGUGCUCUGUGGGAUAUAGAGACUGGGAAGCAGAAGACAGUCUUCCUGAACCAUGUGGGUGACUGUAUGUGUCUAGCUCUGUCCCCUGACAUGAAUACGUUCAUCUCUGGGGCCUGUGACUCUCUGGCCAAGUUGUGGGACAUCAGGGACGGCCAGUGCAAGCAGACCUUCCAGGGACAUACCAGUGACGUCAAUGCCAUUUGUUUCUUCCCCACUGGAAACGCUUUUGUCACUGGCUCAGACGACUGCACUUGCAAGAUGUUUGACAUCCGCUCUGACCAGGAAGUGCUCGGCUACCAAGACGCCCAGCUCAACAGUGGUGUGACAUCGCUGGCCCUGUCCAUGUCUGGUCGCCUCAUCUUCGCCGGCUAUGACAACUUCAAUUGCAACAUCUGGGAUUCCCUGAAGGGCGAGAAAGUUGGAGUGCUGUCUGGCCACGACAACAGGGUGAGCUGCACCGGAGUGCCGCCAGAUGGUAUGUGCGUGUGCACUGGCUCAUGGGACAGCUUCUUGAAGAUCUGGAACUGA
Molecule: messenger RNA, 1017 nt
Organism: Colossoma macropomum (tambaqui)
Lineage: Eukaryota; Metazoa; Chordata; Actinopteri; Characiformes; Serrasalmidae
Gene: gnb3b
Product: guanine nucleotide binding protein (G protein), beta polypeptide 3b
Exons: 8
Coding region: 1-1017 (338 amino acids)
Biological process (GO): G protein-coupled receptor signaling pathway
Cellular component (GO): heterotrimeric G-protein complex; cytoplasm
Molecular function (GO): signaling receptor complex adaptor activity; protein binding
Source: RefSeq, a predicted model, not a curated record